AUGGCGCAAUCUCAUGAACUACAGGUUCUCCCCCCCAGCGCCGGCUAUGGCAUCGUCAUCGGCAUCGGGGGCAUCUUCGCCCUCUUCAUGCUGGGCCUCACCUGGCUCCAGAACCGCUACACACACUUCUCCACCCACCAAGCCGAAGAGUUCAACACAGCCUCUCGAUCAAUCAAGCCCGGGUUGAUCUCCGCCGGCAUUGUCUCCUCCUGGACCUGGUCCGCUACCCUCCUGACAAGUUCCACCUUCGCCUACAGCUACGGCGUCUGCGGCCCGAUGUGGUACGCCGCCAUGGGGACCCUGCAAAUCCUGCUCUUCGGCCUCAUCGCCAUCAAGAUCAAGGCCCAUGCGCCCGGUGCCCACACCAUGCCGGAGAUUGUGCGCGCUCGGCACGGGACAGUUGCGCAUCUGACGUACCUGUACAACGGACUCGCGACGAACAUGCUCGUCGGCGCGUGUCUGGUCCUCGGCGGGGCGCAGGUCGUCGCCGCGCUGACGGGCAUGAACGUCUACGCGGCGACGUUUCUGAUUCCGGCUGUUGUGGCCGCGUAUGUGAUUGCUGGUGGGCUGCGGUCGACGUUCAUUGCGGAUUACACGCAUACCGUGAUCCUGUUUGUCGCGAUUCUGGUAUUUGGCUUCCUGGUUGCGGCGAGUAGCGAUUUGAUCGGGAGUCCGGGGAGGUUGUAUGACUUGCUGCAGGAGGCGUCGAGGGAGAUGCCUAUCGCGCGGAACACCGACGGGUCGUACCUGGCUUUCCGGUCUGUGGGCGGGCUGGUCUUUGCGAUUGAUUUGUUUGUGUCUGGGUUCACGACUGUGUGGCUGGAUCAGGCGUAUUGGCAGCGGGCGAUUGCCUCGAGGCCGGAAACUUCUGUCAAGGCGUAUCUCCUGGGUGGGAUUGCGUGGUAUGGCAUCCCAUUUGGCUUUGCAACAGCCAUGGGUCUCGGGUGCGCAGCCCUGACCAACAAUCCGGCCUUCCCUACAUACCCCCAUCCACUGUCAUCCGCACAGGUAGCAGCCGGCCUCUCUGCCCCGGCCACAGCCAUAACCCUCCUCGGCAAGGGGGGCGCGGUCCUCAUGCUCAUCCUCCUCUUCAUGGCCGUCACGAGCUCCACCUCCGCCGAACUCAUCGCCGUAUCGUCCCUUCUGACCUUCGACGUCUACAAGACGUAUUUCCGCCCGCACACGGACUCGGCCACUCUGGUGCGGGUUAGUCACUGGGCCAUUGCGCUGUACGCGCUCGUCCUCUCCGCCUUCUGCAGCAUCCUCAACGCGGUAGGUUUGAGUCUCACCUGGGUACUCACCGUGCUGGGCGUCAUUGUCGGCGGGGCGGCGGUGCCCGUUGGCCUUAUUCUGCUCUGGGGGCGGAUGUCGACAGUUGCUGCUAUCGUGGCGCCGUGGCUCGGUUUUGUUUGUGGGAUAGUGGUCUGGUUCGUUACCUCGAUGAGACGGUCUGGGGCGAUUAACGUCGAGACGACGGGGGAUGGGACGAACGCCGUGGCGGGGAAUCUUGCUUCCUUUGGGGUUGGUGUCGUCUCGGCUGUGGUAUUGAGCUAUCUGCUUCCAAAGAAAUAUCCGUGUGUGGAUGCUCAGGUUGCGCCGGCAAUUGAGGGGGUGGUUCCAAGGUCGCAGGACACAGUGCAGCCAUUGAAAGCUGACGGUAAUGAGAAAGAGACCCCGGCGCCGGCAAAGAAUGAGAUUGUCGAGUUCCUUCAAGACAAUCAGAUCGAGCCUAUGGAUCCAGUUCUGGUUCGCAAGGCGGAACGGCUGGCGCAGGGGGCGAAUGUAGUCUUUAUCCUCAUCGCUGUGAUCCUCGUGCCUUUCACUCUCUUCGGAACUGGCUACGUGUACAGCAGACAGUUCUUUACCGGCUGGGUAGUCGUGGCGCUGAUCUGGAUCUGGGCCAGUGUUAUCAUCUGCGUGGUAUAUCCCGUCGUUGAGAGUGCCGGUGCGCUAAAAGACAUUUCUAGAGGACUAUGGAUGGACCUGAAGGCGCUGAUGGGAGUGAAAAAGAAGACUUUGCAGACCGGCGCCGUCUAA
Messenger RNA from Aspergillus thermomutatus, 2037 nucleotides. Its product is annotated as sodium:solute symporter family protein. The record is from RefSeq and is a predicted model, not a curated record. The transcript is spliced from 2 exons. Gene Ontology annotation, molecular function: urea transmembrane transporter activity. The coding region runs from base 1 to 2037 and encodes 678 amino acids. Lineage: Eukaryota; Fungi; Ascomycota; Eurotiomycetes; Eurotiales; Aspergillaceae. Gene Ontology annotation, cellular component: plasma membrane. Gene Ontology annotation, biological process: urea transmembrane transport.